AUCUCCUUGAGUCCUAACACCAUGCCUUCAAUUGAGUUGCAGAGUUCUGAUGGAGAGAUAUUUGAAGUUGAUGUUGAAAUUGCGAAACAAUCUGUGACUAUUAAGACCAUGUUGAAAUAUUUGGGAGUGAGUGAUGAAGGAGGUGAUGAUCCAGUCCCCUUGCCAAAUGUUAACGCAGCAAUAUUAAAAGAGGUCGUUCAGGGGUGCAACCACCACAAGGAUGAUCCUCCUCCUCCUGAGGAUGAUGAGAACAAAGAAAAGCGAACAGAUGAUAUUCCUGUUUGGGAUCAAGAAUUCCUGAAAGUUGACCAAGGAACACUUUUUGAGCUUAUACUGGCAGCAAACUACUUAGACAUCAAAGGUUUGCUUGAUGUUACCUGCAAGACUGUUGCCAAUAUGAUCAAGGGGAAAACUCCUGAGGAGAUUAGAAAGACAUUCAAUAUCAAAAAUGAUUUUAUUGAAGAAGAGGAAGCCCAGGUAUGCAACGAGAACCAGUGGGUGUGA
Physeter macrocephalus (sperm whale) is the source of this 504-nucleotide messenger RNA. RefSeq names its product S-phase kinase-associated protein 1-like. Gene Ontology annotation, cellular component: nucleus; cytoplasm. The coding region runs from base 22 to 504 and encodes 160 amino acids. Gene Ontology annotation, biological process: SCF-dependent proteasomal ubiquitin-dependent protein catabolic process. The record is from RefSeq and is a predicted model, not a curated record. Gene Ontology annotation, molecular function: cullin family protein binding. The transcript has a single exon. Lineage: Eukaryota; Metazoa; Chordata; Mammalia; Artiodactyla; Physeteridae.